Messenger RNA from Phoenix dactylifera (date palm), 1629 nucleotides. RefSeq names its product Glycosyl hydrolase superfamily protein. Gene Ontology annotation, molecular function: oligosaccharide binding; chitin binding. The record is from RefSeq and is a predicted model, not a curated record. NCBI's taxonomy places the organism in Eukaryota, Viridiplantae, Streptophyta, Magnoliopsida, Arecales, Arecaceae. Gene Ontology annotation, cellular component: endomembrane system. Gene Ontology annotation, biological process: carbohydrate metabolic process.
CAGCUCGCAUACCCCGCGGCCGCGGACGCAGAAGCAUCCGCAAUCGUCCAUCCACUCUCAGGUCAACACCCCCCUCGGCGAUGCCGGCCAGGAGGCGAGACCGCCGGAAUCACCCGCCUCCAGAUCGCGCGUCCGGUUCCGACCGCCCGGGACGAGAUUCUCGAACCGGAAGCCCCGCAGCCGCUACUCGCCGGUUCCCCUCCUCCACUCCCCUCCUCGUCUUCUCCCUCGCCUUCUUCUUGGUCGCGGGGUCCCUCGCGGUGUACCGCGGCAACCGCCGCUCGCCGGAGGCUGCCGCGUCGCCGGCUCUCUCCGUCUACGAGCGGGGCCUAGUCAAGCGCGACGUCUCCUUCCAAGAAAUCCUCACCGAGCAUGGAAGGGUUUCCGAGAACAAGUCUGGCCGCCACUUCCCGAAUUCCGUGCUCGCAUACAUAACUCCCUGGAAUUCCAGAGGCUAUGAAAUGGCAAAGCUGUUCAAUUCUAAGCUCACACAUCUAUCGCCUGUCUGGUAUGAGCUGAAGAGUGAAGGAAAGAAACUAGUUCUUGAAGGACGGCAUAAUGCUGACAUCAAAUGGAUUUCCGAAGUUCGAAUGAAUGGACAUUCUCUGGUUUUACCUAGAGUUGUUCUAGAAGCAUUUCCUGCAGAGCUGCUCCUGAAGAAGAAGCAGUGGACUAAGGCAAUUGAUGUCAUAAUAAUGGAGUGCAAGGAAAUGGGGUAUGACGGUAUUGUGCUAGAAUCCUGGUCAAGAUGGGCAGCUUAUGGUGUACUGAAUGAUCUGGACAUGCGUAGUAUGGCACUACAAUUCAUCAAGCAGCUGGGAGAAGCUUUGCAUUCAGUGAGCUCAAUGACAGAUGCUGCUCGCCAUUUGGAAUUGAUUUAUGUCAUUUCCCCUCCUCAUGCAGAAAAGCUUGGUGAAUAUGAUCUUGGGCCACAAGAUCUUCAGCAGCUUAGCGAUGCCAUAGAUGGUUUCUCUCUCAUGACUUAUGAUUUCUCAGGGCCUAAUCGUCCUGGUCCAAAUGCUCCCUUAAACUGGAUACGUUCUACACUGCAUAUGCUUCUUGAUGAUUCUAACUCUGACGCUCAUGGCCAUGCUCGCAAAAUCUUCCUAGGCAUCAAUUUUUAUGGGAAUGAUUUCAUUCUCUCAGAAGGUUUAGGUGGUGGAGCUAUCACUGGAAGGGAGUACAUUUCAUUGCUGGAGAAGCACAAACCUGUGCUUCGGUGGGAUGACAAAAGCGCUGAGCAUUUUUUCAUCUAUUCACAUAACACUGUGAGGCAUGCUGUAUUUUACCCAUCGUUGAUGUCGAUUUCUGUGCGGCUGGAUGAAGCUCAAGACUGGGGAGCUGGCCUUUCAAUUUGGGAAAUUGGACAAGGCUUAGAUUACUUUUUUGAUCUUCUCUAACCUCAACUGAUCCUAUCUUUAUUAGUUUUUGUCAGUGGAAGUUGCAAUGUGCUAAUGUAAAAGGAGUACUAAUUUUCUGUUUUCUGAAGGGUCGAGCUGUUUAUGCCCUAGCUGAAUUCAUAUCCAUGAGAGAUUAUCGCAAUUGUUUAAAUCAUCUGUAAGUGAAGCAGGGCCCUGCCUUUUAACAAUGGGAUGAUAUGCAAUCAUUCAGUUAUCAUUUUUGCUAUAA